Messenger RNA from Neopsephotus bourkii (Bourke's parrot), 1264 nucleotides. It is a transcript of the gene NOAZFP, whose product is annotated as zinc finger protein 330. The record is from RefSeq and is a predicted model, not a curated record. The transcript is spliced from 10 exons. Bases 174 to 1136 code for a protein of 320 amino acids. Gene Ontology annotation, cellular component: nucleus. NCBI's taxonomy places the organism in Eukaryota, Metazoa, Chordata, Aves, Psittaciformes, Psittacidae. Gene Ontology annotation, molecular function: zinc ion binding.
CGGAGGGACGGAGGGAGCGAGUGGGCUGGCGGCCCCGACCCGCCGCGGCCUCCCCGCCUGAGCAAGCGAGGCGGUGGCUGGCUUCCUCACAGAUCAGUGCCGGGAAACACGGAGCGCGGCUGCCAGGUUGGAAACGUGUUGGCGGCACGGUUUGGGGGCGUAGGUCGUGAAAAAUGCCUAAGAAGAAGACUGGUGCUCGUAAGAAAGCUGAAAACCGCCGUGAACGUGAAAAGCAGAUAAGGGCUUCAAGAGCCAACAUAGAUUUAGCCAAACAUCCUUGUAAUGCUUCGAUGGAAUGUGAUAAGUGCCAAAGACGACAGAAGAAUAGAGCUUUUUGCUACUUCUGCAACUCAGUUCAAAAACUACCCAUUUGUGCACAAUGUGGAAAAACCAAAUGCAUGAUGAAGUCUUCAGACUGUGUUAUAAAACAUGCUGGUGUGUACAGUACUGGACUAGCAAUGGUGGGUGCAAUCUGUGAUUUCUGUGAAGCUUGGGUGUGUCAUGGGAGGAAGUGUCUGAGCACACAUGCAUGUACCUGCCCUCUUGCAGAUGCAGAAUGUAUUGAGUGUGAAAGAAGUGUCUGGGACCAUGGAGGGAGAAUAUUUGCCUGCUCUUUUUGCCAUGAUUUUCUCUGUGAAGAUGAUCAGUUUGAACAUCAAGCCAGCUGCCAAGUUCUGGAAGCAGAGACAUUUAAAUGUGUUUCCUGUAACAGGCUUGGGCAACAUUCAUGUCUGCGUUGUAAGGCUUGCUUUUGUGACGAUCAUGUGCGAAGUAAGGUUUUCAAGCAGGAAAAAGGAAAAGAGCCUCCCUGUCCUAAAUGUGGCCAUGAAACUCAGCAGACAAAGGAUCUGAGCAUGUCAACGCGUUCUUUGAAGUUCGGCCGACAGACUGGAGGUGAAGAUGCAGAUGGAGCUUCUGGGUAUGAUGCCUACUGGAAGAACCGCUCCUCCAGCAAGCCUGGAGAUGCAGGUGACCGUGAGGAUGAAUAUGAUGAAUAUGAAGCAGAAGAUGAUGAUGAAGAUGAAGAUGAAGGAGGGAAGGAUUCUGAUGCUGAGACCACAGACGUAUUCAGCAAUUUGAAUUUAGGAAGGACCUAUGCAAGUGGGUAUGCACAUUAUGAGGAACCAGAAGAUUAAAACUUGGCAAGCUAAAAACACUCGGAAAGGACCUAAGCAGUGCUUCACUUGAGUUCUGUAUGUGCCAGUAGGAUAGCUCUAUCAGGUACUUGCAUAUUCAAGUUAUAGAGCAUGGAACUUCUGCAGUA